GAAGGCGCAAAUAUGAACCCUUUAACCAAGGUGAAGCUGAUCAACGAACUGAAUGAGCGAGAGGUUCAGCUCGGGGUGGCAGAAAAGGUGUCUUGGCACUCGGAAUACAAGGACAGCGCCUGGAUUUUUCUUGGAGGGCUUCCUUAUGAACUGACAGAAGGAGACAUCAUCUGUGUGUUCUCACAAUAUGGGGAGAUUGUCAACAUUAAUCUUGUGAGAGACAAGAAGACUGGGAAAUCCAAAGGAUUCUGUUUCCUGUGCUAUGAAGAUCAGAGGAGCACAGUUCUGGCUGUUGACAAUUUUAAUGGAAUUAAGAUCAAGGGAAGGACUAUCCGCGUGGACCAUGUGUCAAACUACCGGACUCCUCAGGAAUCAGAAGAUGUGGAUGAUGUGACCAGAGAGCUGCAGGAGAAGGGCUGUGGGGCUAAUACACCUUCAUCAAGUUCUCCUGAGGUCUCUGAAGAUGAAGAUGGCAAACCCACAAAAAAACACAAAAAAGACAAAAAAGAGAAAAAGAAAAAGAAAGGAAAAGAGAAGACUGAACACAGGAAACUAGCAGAACCGCCGUCCUGCUCUUUGUCCUCCAGCAGCAAGACAGCAAAGGAAAAGGAUGACCAUGGCCCAAAGAAGCACAACAGCAGGAACUCAGAGAAAGCCCAGAAGUCUGAAUCCAGAGAGGGAAAGAAGAACCAAGCAGACUCCCCUGAUGUCAGGAGUUCCUUCCAUGGUAGAGCAGGGGAUCCUGAGUGGGAGCCAAAGAAAGAGAAACCCAAGCACGAGCAGAAGUCCUCGAGCAGGAGGCAGGGAGAAGAAAAGAGCAGAGAAAAGGAUAGAGGGAGGAGCUCAGGUGCUGCUUAUUCCAGCAGGCAUGGUGGGCAUUCUGAAGGGCGGAGUCAUAGAAGCAGAAGUAGGAGUCUGGAUAGGUCCCAUUGGCAUAAAAAGCAUAGGCACUCCCGGGAGCGGGAGUCCUUCCAUGCCAGUGACCGUAGACAUUACUGAAGCCUGUGCCAACAAAAUUAUGAAUUUUCAU
Microtus oregoni (creeping vole) is the source of this 1030-nucleotide messenger RNA. Its product is annotated as RNA-binding motif protein, X-linked 2-like. The coding region runs from base 13 to 999 and encodes 328 amino acids. NCBI's taxonomy places the organism in Eukaryota, Metazoa, Chordata, Mammalia, Rodentia, Cricetidae. Gene Ontology annotation, molecular function: RNA binding. The transcript has 6 exons. Gene Ontology annotation, cellular component: catalytic step 2 spliceosome; U2 snRNP; precatalytic spliceosome. Gene Ontology annotation, biological process: mRNA splicing, via spliceosome. The record is from RefSeq and is a predicted model, not a curated record.